AUGUUACUGAAUAGACAAAAUUAAAUAGAUAAAAUAAAAAAAUUGUUUAAUAUUAUUAAUAAUACACAAAUAUGUAUUUUAUUGCUAAUUAAAUCAAUAGUUUGUGUUAAGGCCUGAAAGGUGACUGAAUUUGUAAAUUUCCGCUCUAACAAUAUGGCCGCCAGUUGUUUAGGGUAAUGUGGCGUUCAACAAAUCUGAGUGAAAUUGUUAAAAUACAAACUAGAGACGUAAAAAUGUAUGAAGUUUUGGGUGUUUUAUAGCAGUGUCCCAUGGAAAGAUAACCCUGGAUAUUUUUUAGUUGGUGCAUUAAAUGCUCAAUACUGAAAAAUUGAACAGUCAACAAACUUUUGUUUAUUUCAUUCAAGUGGAAAUAUUUAGUAUUCUCAAGGUGUAUAUGAGUAUGAACUAUCCAUACUGUUACUGAAAUAAGAAUUGAGGACUGACGUUGACACAUUAGGGUAUGGCAAACUUGAAUUAUCAACAAGCGCCUAGAAGCCUCGUAAGUGGGGGCGUUGGUGGGCGCGUCGGUUCGGGUCUCGUCAGCGGAGUGUCAGGACAUGUGACGCCAACGUUUGGUGGGCCGCUGUCACCGGGCCGGGGAUCGACGGCGAUGCCCGGUGGUGCACCCCCGUCUAUGGCAUCUAGGUCAACAUUAUUUGGACAGCGAGCAUUUGCUGAUCGGAGGGUACCAAUGGCGACGCCACUGUCGCAAGCUAACUCAAAUUCUAUGUCAAGCAUGGCGAACCUGUCCCGGUUCAACGCGAGCAACAACUACCACUCGGUGUUCGGCGAAGGCGGGGACACGUCGACGCCGCCGCUGCUGGACCUGAGCGAGUUCCCGUCGCUGACGGCGCGAGGGGCGGGCGACCAGGCGCCGGCCGCGGCGCCGCCCCCGCCCGGCUCUAAACCUUACGUGGGUAUGGUCAAGCAGCCAACCGCCGAGCAGUCGGAGUUCACGAUGUCGUCGGAGGACUUCCCCGCGCUGCCGGGCACGUCGAGCGCGGGCGCGGGCGCGCUGCCGCCGCCGCAGCCCGCGCCGCACGAGUUCGUGCACGCGCCCGACAAGCCCGCACGGAAGGGCAUACAGACCUCGCCUGAAGGCAAAGUGACGAACAUCCCCGAGACGAUGAUACCCAACCAGUUUGGCAUCGUUGGCUUGCUAACGUUCAUCCGAGCCGCGGAGUCGGACCCCAGUCUCGUGUCGUUGGCGCUAGGGCAGGAUCUCACUGCGCUCGGGCUGAAUCUUAAUUCGCCGGACAACCUUUAUUUAACGUUCGCGGGGCCGUGGGCGGAUACGCCUUGCAGGCCUCAAGACAUGGACUAUCAUGUUCCUCCUGAAUACCUGAUAAACGGAUCAAUUAGGGAAAAAUUAGCACCUCUACGACUGAGUCGAUAUAAAGAGGAUUUACUUUUUUAUCUAUUUUACUGUUUCGUCGGAGACGUACUGCAAAUUGCCGCCGCCGCUGAGUUAUAUAACCGCGAGUGGCGGUAUCACAUGGAGGAGAAGGUGUGGAUCUCGCAGGCGCCCGGCAUGCCGAUGGUGGAGAAGACGUCCACGUACGAACGGGGCACAUAUUACUUUUUCGAUGCGCAUAAUUGGCGUAAGGUGGCGAAAGAAUUUCACCUGGACUACAGCAAGCUGGAGGGCCGGCCGCAGCUGCCGCCGCACGUGCUCACGUAGCGGCCGCACCUCUCUCACACUAUUUACGUAGUUUUGUUAUAUAAAAAGUACAAGUUA
Messenger RNA from Colias croceus (clouded yellow), 1738 nucleotides. It is a transcript of the gene Rga, whose product is annotated as CCR4-NOT transcription complex subunit 2. The record is from RefSeq and is a predicted model, not a curated record. The transcript is spliced from 8 exons. NCBI's taxonomy places the organism in Eukaryota, Metazoa, Arthropoda, Insecta, Lepidoptera, Pieridae. Gene Ontology annotation, biological process: regulation of stem cell population maintenance; nuclear-transcribed mRNA poly(A) tail shortening; regulation of DNA-templated transcription. Gene Ontology annotation, cellular component: P-body; CCR4-NOT core complex. The coding region runs from base 461 to 1681 and encodes 406 amino acids.